Molecule: messenger RNA, 5444 nt
Organism: Mus caroli (Ryukyu mouse)
Lineage: Eukaryota; Metazoa; Chordata; Mammalia; Rodentia; Muridae
Gene: Slc16a10
Product: solute carrier family 16 member 10
Biological process (GO): transmembrane transport
Cellular component (GO): basolateral plasma membrane
Molecular function (GO): transmembrane transporter activity
Source: RefSeq, a predicted model, not a curated record
GAGGGGCAGCCGGUGUGUCAAGUCCUCUGGCCGCCUUAGGCGGUGUCUGCGGUGUGCGCCGCUCGCCCGCCGGCCCGCCCGCUCGCCCGCCCGCCCGCAGCUCCGGUGUCCUCGCCUCGGCCUCCCUCCUCCGUCCGCGCUGCUGUCCCAGGCUCCGCGAGCCACCCCGGGACCUUGCGCCCGCGAGCUUUCUCGGUGCCCGACGGGGCCGCCUCGGGACAUGGUGCCGUCCCAGGAGGAGCCCGCCGCCGAGCGGGAGACGAACGAGGCGCAGCCGCCCGGGCCCGCGCCCUCAGAUGACGCUCCGCUGCCCGGCCCGGGACCCUCGGAUGUCUCCGAUGUGGCCGCAGAGAAAGUGGAGGUGGAGCUGACGAAGUCAACGGGCAGUGAGCCCCCUGUUCCCCCCGAGGGCGGCUGGGGCUGGUUGGUGAUGCUGGCGGCCAUGUGGUGCAACGGGUCGGUGUUUGGCAUCCAGAACGCCUACGGGGUGCUCUUCGUGUCCAUGCUGGACACCUUCAAGGCCAAGGACGAUGACAACAUGGCCUUCAAGACAGCGUGGGUGGGCUCACUGUCCAUGGGCAUGAUCUUCUUCUGCUGCCCCAUCGUGAGUGUCUUCACGGACAUGUUCGGCUGCCGGAGAACAGCUGUUGUGGGGGCAGCUGUGGGAUUCAUUGGACUCAUGUCCAGUUCUUUUGUAAGCUCCAUCGAGCCUCUGUACCUCACCUAUGGAAUCAUAUUUGCCUGCGGCUGCUCCUUUGCCUACCAGCCAUCACUGGUCAUUUUGGGACACUACUUCAAGAAGCGCCUUGGACUCGUCAACGGCAUCGUCACGGCCGGCAGCAGCGUCUUCACAAUCCUGCUCCCUUUGCUGUUAGGGAAUCUAAUCAGCAGUGUGAAGCUCUUUAACACGCUGCGGAUCCUCUGCAUCUUCAUGUUUGUUCUCUUUCUGGCUGGCUUUACUUACCGACCUCUUGUUCCCAGCGCCAAAGAGAAAGAGAGUGGGGGCAGCAGAAGCUCAUUCUUCUCCAGGAGAAAGCUUAGUCCUCCAAAAAAAGUCUUCAACUUUGCCCUCUUCAAGGAGACAACCUAUGCAGUGUGGGCUGCUGGGAUACCACUUGCACUUUUUGGCUACUUUGUGCCUUAUGUUCACUUGAUGAACCAUGUAAAGGAAAGGUUUCAAGACGUAAACAACAAAGAGGUGCUUUUCAUGUGCAUUGGCAUCACUUCAGGAGUUGGACGGCUUCUCUUUGGCCGCAUUGCUGACUAUUUGCCUGGUGUGAAGAAGGUCUACUUACAGGUUCUCUCCUUCUUCUUCAUUGGCCUGAUGUCCAUGAUGAUUCCCCUGUGCAGCGCCUUUGGAGCCCUCAUUGCUGUCUGCCUCGCCAUGGGUCUCUUCGAUGGAUGCUUCAUUUCUAUCAUGGCGCCCAUUGCCUUUGAACUAGUUGGUCCUCACGAUGCUUCCCAAGCAAUUGGAUUCCUACUUGGAUUCAUGUCUAUACCCAUGACUGUAGGUCCUCCUAUUGCAGGGUUACUUCAUGACAAGCUGGGCACCUACGACGUGGCCUUUUACCUUGCUGGAAUCCCUCCCUUCGUUGGGGGUGUUGUUCUCUGUUUAAUCCCGUGGAUCCAUAGCAAGAAGCAAAGAAAGAUCAGUAAGAACGCCGGAGGGGAGAAGAUGGAGAAAAUGCUGGAGAAUCAGAACUCUCUACUGUCAGGCUCAUCCGGAAUCUUCAAAAAAGACUCCGACUCUAUUAUUUAAUGCCAUACAUACCUCCACCUCACUGGAUUUGCUUUUGAAUUUUAAGCCAGUUUUCCUUUUUAUAUGAAUUGCAGAUUUCUUAUUUUUUUAAUCAUCCUUGGAAUAGCACAAAUGGGACAUGAGCCCUUUAUUAUGACAAGAGCCAUCUCUCUCCCAAGCAGCUUUGGUAUUCCCACGAGUAAGGGGGAGACUGUCACAGGCAAGCAUGUUUGGAAAUCCAGCGUGAGCAUUCAGAGCUCCGAGGAAGGAGCAGCCUUGGCAGCCUCAGAUGCUGUCAGCUGCUGCGUGCUUUGAGAGUGCUUGGAGCUGCACUGGGUGGGCAGUGCUCCUCCACACCGGAAGCAUUUUGUCAGCCCCCCUUGGUGUCUUUUGUUCUGCAGUGUUACUUUCUCCUUCAUUUUGGAAUUUAAGCCUAGAUCCUAGAUAAUAAGAGGUGAACCUAAACCUUGAGUCUGUUAAAUGAUUUAAGCUAUGAAAUUAGGAGCUUCUUACAUGCUGUAAGGGACCUCCUCAUGUAGUCAAGGGACCUCCUGGGAGCAGAUGCUACUGCUACCACCAUGGACAUGGGAGAGAGAAAGGCCCUCUUGUAGGCAGCAAUCAGGUGUUUCUUCCACCAACCUUUGUUCCCUUUGGUUUGUAGUGUGUUUUAUUCCAGUAGCCAGAAACACCCCAAAUUUCUGAUUUUAUAUAAACAAUAAAGUGAAGUAGAAUGUAUAAAAGCUAUCCUGGCAAUUUUGACAGAGUUUUUCUGACUUCUGGGUUUAUAAGCACUGUGUUUGAGUGUUUUGUUGAGCGUAUUAUCAGCUGGUGGAGUGGACACAGAUUGGAAGUUCUGUCCAUUAGAAAAUGUCUGAUAAAAAUAAUUGCUUAGGGGUUUGGGGUAAAAAAAAAAAAAAAAAAGAAAUAAUUGCUUAAACUGACUUAUGGAACUAAUGAUUGUUUUGGAACUAAUGAUUUUAAAAUGUUAAAUAUAUUUAUAAAAAGCCCAUUUCUAAUUUUUCCAAUUUUUUUUAGCAAAACUUUGCAUUUGUAUGUACAGUCUUGUGAUAUGCCAAGGAGCCUGACGGCGGGUGCUUUCCCAGCCUGCCUCUUGUGGAGUUUACUUACAGAGACUGAGAGACUCCAUUGUAACUAGGUGAUACAAUCUUUCUGCACAGCAUCGAGUAUGCUCCUUCCUCUUCUUUGAUCAGAAAAUUAGUGUGGUAUUUAUUUAUUGAUUACCUCCAUUGUCCCCCGUUUAUGUCCCAACUGUAGAAAGCUUUGAGGACCUAAAAUUAAAACCAAAGUUGGGCCGUGACCCAUUACUCAUUUAUCAAAGCAGGAACAUGCUGUUAUAUCUUUGAAAUUAUAUGUUAGACUUUAAAGGUUAAAAUGCCAAGUAUUCUUAAAUCAUUAGCCUCGAUGACUGUCAGUCAGAGUGGACCGUAGCUUGCUUGUUCACGUGAGAAGAAUGCUACCUUUUCCUAAGCAUUUCCAGGGUCCUUCUGUUUCUAAGUUAUCUGGAAGUGAAACUUAAUUUUAUUAUCUCACUACUCAGCAUUCCCUUUCUGUUGUGUAUAAAAGGCAGACCUCCCUCUCUCCGUCUGUCAAGGGUGGGCUGCCUGGAGACAGUACAGACUCGUUCUUGUUGGGAGUGGGGUAGAGGCCUGGAGGGAAGAGGGGCUGGGAGUUGAAAGCUAGAAGCCCUUCCUCUUAAUUACAGAUCGCUUAUCUAUUGGCAUGCAAGAGCUCACAGCCUAAAUGCUAAGUGUACACGUUCUUUCAAUGGGUUUUGAAUAAUUGUAAUUUAUUUAUUAUUUAUUUAUUGUGAUGCGGAGCCUAAGUAGAUCUGACUGGCCUUCAACUCUCGUCUGUUGCUUCAGAACUGUGUUAGGAUGCAGGGGUGUGCUACCAUGUGUGUCAAUAAUUUUGAUUUUGAAGACCCAAGCUGGCAUGGAACUCACCAUAUAGCCCAGGCUAGCCUCAAACAAACUUACAACGCCCUUUUAGGUAUUUUUUUGAAGCAGGCUUGCUGUGUGGCCCAGCAGGGAGUUGGAACUUGAGAUCCUCCUGCUUCAGCUUCCUACGCGGAGGGAUCCCAGGAGUGUGCCACCACAGCCAGCUUCACUCACUGCCGACAGGUGCUUGCUUCUGUUUUAAAUUGACACAGGGUCUUUGGUAAUUUGUUUGCAGUAAGUUCUCUUUCAGGAGGGAAAAUAUUUUAACCAUAUUGGCCUUUCUUGUUCUUUUCUUUCUUGUUUUAGAUAAGGUUUUACUAAGUGGACCUGGCAGGCCUGGAGCUCACAGAGACAUGCCAGCCUCAGCCUCCCAAGUGCUGGGGUUAAAGGGCGAGCGCACCACCAUGUGGGCUCUCUUCCAUGGGCUUAUAUUUUACAUCUGAGAAGUUUUGCCUAUGAAGUUAUUACUGAGUUUAAAUAUAUGGAAGUAUCUGAUUGUUGCUAACACUUAAUGAUUUAAGUUUUAUUUACAAGAAAAUGAUCAUCAAAACCAGUCUUUGUGAUGAACAUGGCCUCCCAACAGAGUAACUUUAAAGAAAAAGUCUCUUCUCAGUGUAUCUAGCACAGAGUGGGAUGUUUAAAAUCACUGAAGAUAUGGCAUAGAGGUAAGGAGCUCUACCAACAGGCCAAAGCCCCAGCCAGACUCACUUCAAGGGGUAAAAAUGAACAACAACAAAAAGGGCAUAUAGAAACUUUAACUGGAUUUAAUUAAGGAGAUAUUUUGGACAUUUGAGCUAUUUGUUUUUCAGUUUUUGGAGUCAUUGGUCUUAACAUUUUAGAUCUUUUAGAUUUGAUACAGAUUAAAACUGCUGUGAGUGACAGUGUCAGUCUCCUGUCAGGUCCUCUCAGGACCAUGCUGUGACAGUGUCAGACUCCCCUCCCCCCAAAAUAAAACAUGAAAACAGUGCCACCAAGAAGUGCACCCUUGUCCCAGGUCUUGGGCCCCAGCCUGCGUGCUUCUGUCAGCAGGACCCAGAUACCUGGAGGUCACAGGCUUAGGUCAGUCCUGCUUUCCUUCAUAGAUUUUGCCUCAGCCAUUUUAUAAGAAUGAGAUAGUAACUCACAGCCGCUGUUGCCUUUCUAGAGUGACGGUGCACUCAGGCUGAGGAUGCUGGGUUCGCUGUAGACUACCCUGAGCAUUGUGUGCCGGGGUCUCACUGACUGCUGUACAGCUCCUCUGACAGCAGCUUCUUCGUAGUGGAGCAGUGAGAGUGUCAGGUAACAGAAGGCUAGAGAGGUGCCUCACCGCACCCAGCACCUAUGUAUUUCAAAAGUUCAGACUCUGUUAACUCUAAUAUUCCAAAUAUACCUAGUGCUCCAGGUGUGAGCUCCCCUCCUUCCAUCCAUCCUUUUCUUCCUCCCUCCUCUCUCUCCCCACCUCUCUCCCUCCUACAGAAGGUGCCAGCUUACCCCAUAGCUGUAUAAAUAAAAUAUAGCUGACUGUGUGAAAGAGUCAUGCUGGGUUUGACCAACAUAGGUAUUUUCCUAGUUUUGAGAAAUCCUGUUCUUUUAAAAUAAUAUAAUUUAUAAUUGAUUUUUUAAAAAAAAUGUGAUUUAUAUAUUUAAUAUAGAUAACCAAAACCUUUUUAAUGAAGAGUGCUUUGUACUUUUGAGAAUACAGUCAUUUUACUGUGGGGAAAUGUGAUAUUCUCGGUAAAUGCAAUAAAAUUUUUAGCAAAUUCCUGUAA